AUGAAGGAAUUCGCAGUAAUAUUUGUUGUGGUGUUAAUGGCCAGCACCGUGUAUGGUAAACAAGAAAAAAAUGCCGAUGACAAUGAAAUCCAGAAGCUAGUUACAGCUUUUCUAGAACAAAAAGCUUCUAGCUUGUCUGUGAUGAAUGAUAUAAUUGAAAUGGUUGAUAAAACUAAAAAAAAUUGCCCUGAUCUUGAUGUUAAAUUGAAUGCAACCAUCGCUGAAGUACAAAAAUGUACAGAAGAAAUUAAAAUUGGUCCCAAUACGAUUUGUACAAUAUUAAAAACAUAUGUUAUACAAUGUACCCAACCUGUGAGGGAACUAAUGACUAGCUGUUUACCACAAGAAUCGAAGGGACUUCCUUUGGUGUUAGAAAGAAUUUUUAUCACCAUGAUUAGGCAGGCUUGUAGUUCGACAAUGGAAGAAUUUUUGGAAUUUUUCAAUCCAUGUCAGUUUAGUAAAAGCGUCUCGAACUUUUCUUCGUGCCAAGAACUAACAACAGUAGUUGAAUCUUUCAAAAAUAAACUACCUUCAAAGGAAUUCAUUUGUUCAAUAUUGCCAAUAAUGAGGAACUGCUCUAAGGACAUCCAUAACACCACGUGUACGAACAUAAUAACCAAGACAGUCUUCUUAAAUCUACAUCAAGCUUUAGAAGACAACACCAAAGACGUUUGUAGGGCUGGAAAAAAUGAACUAAACUGA
This is a messenger RNA of Psylliodes chrysocephalus, 702 nucleotides long. NCBI's taxonomy places the organism in Eukaryota, Metazoa, Arthropoda, Insecta, Coleoptera, Chrysomelidae. The record is from the annotation of a GenBank genome assembly.